AUGCCAUCGUCGAAAGAUAAAGAUAAAGACAGUAAAACGCCAAAAAAGGCGUCCACUGUGACAAAAGCCAAAACAAAAGAGGAUCAAGAUGUAAAAAUUGCUGAUGAAUCAAAAGCAAAGGAACUAUCAAAGUCAUCUUUGCCAUCCACUGGCACUGUCGCAUCAAAAUCAACUCGUGUAACAAAUACAGUAGGCAAUUCUUCGGCAUCACAACUUGAUUCAACGUCUGGCGCCACGACAAUAUCCUCUUCUCAUCCUCCACAAACACAAUUAACUAAAAUUCAACCGAUGCCCGGUGUACCCCAUAUUAGAAGAGAUAAUCAUCGUAAUAGUUCAAGAUUUAAUAUAACAAAAAAUCGUGAACUUGUUAAGCUUCCACCUUUAAAAGAAACAUCAGCAAAUGAACGUGAAGCAUUAUUUGUACAAAAACUACAGCAAUGUUGUAUUAUCUUUGAUUUUCAACUCGAUCCACUAUCGGAUUUAAAAUGGAAAGAAAUUAAACGUGGUGCUCUCAAUGAAAUGAUUGAUUAUAUUACAUCAAAUCGUGGCGUUAUUACGGAUUCUAUUUAUCCAGAAGCUGUUCGAAUGUUUUCAAUUAAUUUAUUUCGCACGUUACCACCGUCAUCGAAUCCAUCCGGAACCGAUUAUGAUCCGGAAGAAGAUGAGCCAAAUUUAGAAGUAGCUUGGCCACAUUUACAACUAGUAUAUGACUUUUUCUUGCGGUUUUUGGAAUCACCCGAUUUUCAACCAAAUACUGCUAAACGUUAUAUCGAUCAAAAAUUUGUAUUAAAUCUUCUGGAUUUAUUCGAUAGUGAAGAUCCACGUGAACGUGACUUUUUAAAAACAAUUUUACAUCGUAUUUAUGGUAAAUUUCUUGGUUUACGUGCGUAUAUACGUAAACAAAUAAAUAAUACAUUUUACAAGUUUAUCUAUGAAACAGAAAGACAUAACGGUAUAGCUGAAUUAUUAGAAAUACUUGGAAGUAUCAUAAAUGGUUUUGCAUUACCACUUAAAGAAGAACAUAAAGUAUUUUUGAUUAAAGUGUUAUUACCAUUACAUAAAGUGAAAACAUUAAGUGUUUAUCAUCCACAAUUAGCUUAUUGUGUUGUACAAUUUCUAGAGAAAGAUCCUAGUUUAACACAACCGGUGAUACUUGGCCUGUUAAAAUUUUGGCCUAAAACGCAUAGUCCAAAAGAAGUUAUGUUUCUUAAUGAACUGGAAGAGAUCCUUGAUGUUAUUGAACCGGCAGAAUUUCAAAAAGUUAUGGUGGCAUUGUUUAAACAAUUGGCAAAAUGUGUUUCAAGCCCACAUUUUCAGGUUGCUGAACGAGCUCUAUAUUAUUGGAACAAUGAAUACAUAAUGAGUCUAUUAACUGACAAUGCUACUGUUAUAUUACCAAUUAUGUUCCCAGCGUUGUACAAAAAUACAAAAACUCAUUGGAAUAAAACAAUUCAUGGUCUUAUUUAUAAUGCAUUAAAAUUAUUUAUGGAAAUGAAUCAUAAGUUGUUUGAUGAAUGUACACAAAAAUAUAAAGUUGAAAAGCAAAAAGAAAAGGAUAAAUUACGUGAACGUGAAACGGCGUGGACAAAAAUUGAAUCAAAAGCAAAACAAAAUCCUAGUUACAAACAUUUUGCGAAUAAUCAACCCGAGUUAUAUCGUCCAAAUGAAAAUGAUGAUGAAGAUACAGGAACAGCAAACAUAACGGCAAAAGAAAUUGAACAAGAAGCAAGAGAAGCUAGUCGUUCAAUGAACAAAGGAAAACCAAUGUUACGACGAAAAAGUGAAUUGCCGCAUGAUUAUUCAACAUUGAAUGCGUUAGAAAAACACAAACGUCCAAAUGAUUUUUUAACAGCAUCAUCUGAAACAAAUUUAAAUAAUUAA
Didymodactylos carnosus is the source of this 1881-nucleotide messenger RNA. The record is from the annotation of a GenBank genome assembly. NCBI's taxonomy places the organism in Eukaryota, Metazoa, Rotifera, Eurotatoria, Philodinida, Philodinidae.